AAAGUUACCUAAAUCUUAUUCUUUUUGGCCAUAUCUGAAAGGUCGAAGCAUAGCUCAGCCUUUCCCUGUAUCGUCGUGUCUCAAAAAGUCAAAUCUAACGCGCUAUGGAUCAAUCAUCAAAAGUCCCCGUACUACUUCGACGCGUCCCAACAUCGACACUGUCGCGUAUCUUCACCUUGGUAAAGGAAGAGCGCUACGAUGUGUUCGACGUAUCAAGAGGACCCUGGGCCUUGAGCCACGUUUGCAGAGACUGGCGGGCCAUUUUACUGUUGGGAUCCCUAUGGACUGGACUAUCUGUCGACCAGACAAAGUGCUCUUUCAAGCUCAAGGACCCCCUCUCACUCCUUCAGACAGCACUUUCGCGUCUCGGCCCCUUCCAUCCCUUGGAUUUUACAUUUAGAACAAACUAUAGAUGCUUUGAUGAAUCCCAGAAAGGCAUAGUUGACGCCCUUCUACUGGAAGUCAUCCAGGUGUCCAAGCAAUGGCGCAUAGCUACCAUCGAGCUAUCCCCAGAGCGCAUGCGAACGCUAUUCACCGUCCGCAACAAUACCCCAAACCUCCAAACGCUCCACCUAAAAUGCUCCGACAUCCACGAAUUUGGCACCAUCGACGCCUUCGCCCUCUCGCCGAACCUUUCCAAAGUCACCUUGCAAAACUUCGGGCACCUCAAAAACCGAAUCGAGCUCCCGUACCCCCGCCUCGUCGCAUUCAGCGACGACCGUGAAUGGGGGGACGAAUCCAUGACGGAAUACUACGUCGCCCUUCUCCGCCGAUCUCCCAAACUAGAACGACUACUCACCAACCACCAGCUCCUCGGACCCCACAGUAAAAAGCCGGGUUUAUUCUCCAAGGCGAAGCCCAGUAUCAUUACCAACGCCUCCUUACGCGACCUCCACGCAUGCGACAGCGCCCUGAUGCGACGCAUCUCCCUCCCAGCUCUCGAAUCCCUAACAGUCAACUCCUACGACGUCACCCUCCCAGACGACAUCCUCCCCGCUAUCCGGGACAUGCUCGUCCAAUCCAAAUGCGCCUUACGCACUCUCUCCAUCUUCGAUCCUCCAGGCUCCUCAGACCUCACCCGGAUCCUCGAAAUCAACCCCCAGCUCACCGAGCUCCGCCUCCGAUUCCCAUCAUGGUCUAAAAAACAGGACAAUACCAUCAAGAGCCUCAUCGCCACCGUGGUAAAAAGAGCCAACAGUUUUCUUCCCCAGUUGCGAGUCCUCGAUAUCAAUAUGUACGACUGUGAGUUCUUGGGUGUAGGAUUCGCGUUCAUCAGUACUGGUCUGCUGGAUCUGGUCAAGGCGCGCCCGGGUUUGCGGGUACUCAAUGUGCAGAUUUUGACGCAAGAUGUGUUGAGCGGGCUAUCGCCAAAGGAUGUGAAUGAACUACGCGCUUUCAAAGAGCAAGGAAGGGAGUUAUCCAUUACGACACGAGGUGAAUAUAGAAAGGGCACGGACGACCAACGGUUUACGCAGACGGAAAGGCUACGAGUCUACGUUUGACGCGAUGGAAUGUUUCUUGGAGAUCUGUACAUAUGAUAUAUUCGGUGUUGGCAGCCUUUGAUAGGCUAUAAGGCGGGUCAUUCUCAAGAACUGCUUCUAGAAAGUCAGUUACCUGUAUAUAACAAGCCGGGGAGGACUGGCUAUUCACAUUUGGUUGGACCAGAUUUUACUAUAUGAUACCGUAACACUUACUGUAUACUUAUCCUAAUCCAUUAUUGGUUUCCG
Molecule: messenger RNA, 1727 nt
Organism: Desarmillaria tabescens
Lineage: Eukaryota; Fungi; Basidiomycota; Agaricomycetes; Agaricales; Physalacriaceae
Exons: 4
Coding region: 105-1502 (465 amino acids)
Source: RefSeq, a predicted model, not a curated record